Messenger RNA from Gadus chalcogrammus (walleye pollock), 4932 nucleotides. It is a transcript of the gene myo3a, whose product is annotated as myosin IIIA. Gene Ontology annotation, cellular component: myosin complex. Bases 16 to 4932 code for a protein of 1638 amino acids. Gene Ontology annotation, molecular function: protein kinase activity; cytoskeletal motor activity; ATP binding. Lineage: Eukaryota; Metazoa; Chordata; Actinopteri; Gadiformes; Gadidae. Gene Ontology annotation, biological process: protein phosphorylation. The record is from RefSeq and is a predicted model, not a curated record. The transcript has 31 exons.
AGAUCUCUCCUCAAGAUGUUUCCACAAACAGGAAAAUCAAUCGUGUUUGAUCACUUCCCCGAUCCCACGGACACCUGGGACAUCGUGGAGACCAUCGGGAAGGGGACCUACGGCAAGGUCUACAAGGUGCUCAACAAACAGGAUGGCAGCAAAGCAGCCGUGAAGAUACUGGAUCCCAUCCACGACAUCGAUGAGGAGAUCGAGGCGGAGUACAACAUCCUCAAGGCACUCUCAGACCACGCCAACGUGGUCAAGUUCUACGGCAUGUUCUACAAGAAGGACGCCAAGUGUGGAGACCAGCUGUGGCUGGUCCUAGAGACCAGCCAUCAUGGAAAGGCAGUCAGAACCGCAGAGCAAAACGACAGACAUGAGCGUAUCCACACAAAGAAAGGCAGCAGCAUGAAUUCCUUCACAGACGUGGAGGAGGUAGACGACCUAGCCACCCUCGAAGUUCUGGAUGAGAACACGGUGGCAGACAACCUGCAGGGCCGCUAUGCCAAGGACCAGAUCUACACGUAUGUGGGGGACAUCCUCAUCGCCGUCAACCCUUUCCACCCCAUGGACAUCUACACCCCUGAGUACUCCAAGAAGUACCUGGGGGCCGAACGCACGGCCAACCCUCCACACAUCUUCGCCGUGGCUGACAUCGCCUACCAGUCCGGGGUGUCCGACAGCACGGACCAGUGCAUCGUGAUCAGCGGCGAGAGCGGCGCCGGCAAGACGGAGAGCGCUCACCUGUUGGUCCAGCAGCUCACCUUUCUGGGGAAGGCCAAUAACCGGGAGCUGCAGGAGAAGAUCCUGCUGGUCAACAGCCUGGUGGAGGCGUUCGGCAACGCCACCACGGCCAUCAACGAUAACUCCAGCCGCUUCGGGAAGUACCUGGAGAUGAAGUUCACCAGCGGGGGGACGGUGGUGGGGGCCAAGAUCUCAGAGUACCUGCUGGAGAAGUCCAGGGUCAUCCAUCAGGCCGCAGGAGAAAGAAACUUCCACAUAUUUUACUACAUGUACGCGGGGCUGGCAGAAAGAAGAAAGCUUGCCCACUACAAGCUCUCCGACAGCAAAACACCCAAGUAUCUGUUCAACGAGCAUGUUAAAUUAGGACCUGACAUCGUCAGCAAUGCCUCUUACAAGGAGCAGUUUGAUGCGGUGGAGCAGUGUUUCAAAGUCAUCGGAUUCACCCUGGAGGAGCUGGGCAGUGUUUACAGCACCCUGGCCGCCAUCCUCAUCUCUGGCGACCUGGAGUUUGCCGCCGUGGCGUCAGAACACCAAACGGACAAGAGUGAGAUCUCAAACAUCCCCGUUCUGGAAAACGUGGCGUCGCUGCUGUGCAUCCGCUGCGAUGAGCUGCAGGAGGCGCUGACGUCGCACUGCGUUGUGGCGCGCGGUGAGACCAUCAUACGGCCCAACACGGUGGAGAAGGCCACGGAGGUGCGGGACGCCAUGGGCAAGGCGCUGUACGGACGCCUCUUCAGUUGGAUCGUCAACCGCAUCAACGCCCUGCUCAGCACCAACGAGCCCCUCAGCGAGGGGGACAACAGCCUCAACAUCGGGAUCCUUGACAUCUUCGGCUUUGAGAACUUCAAGAGGAACUCCUUCGAGCAGCUGUGCAUCAACAUCGCCAACGAGCAGAUCCAGUUCUACUUCAACCAGCACAUCUUCACCUGGGAGCAGGACGAGUACCUGAACGAGGAGGUGGACGUGCGGAUGAUCGAGUACGAAGACAACCGGCCCCUGCUGGACAUGUUCCUCCAGAAGCCCAUGGGCCUGCUGUCCCUGCUGGACGAGGAGAGCCGCUUCCCCCAGGCCACCGACCAGUCCCUCGUAGAGAAAUUUGAAGUUAAUCUGAAAUCCAAACACUUCUGGAGACCCAUGAGGGUGGACCUCGGCUUCGGGAUCAACCACUAUGCCGGAAAGGUGAUCUACAACGCCAGCGGGUUCCUGGCAAAGAACCGCGACAUGCUGCCAGCGGACAUCGUUCUGCUCCUUCGGUCUUCAGAGAACCUUCUCAUUAGCAAAUUGGUCACCCACCCCCUCACCAAAACAGGCAACCUGGCCCACACCAAGGGGAAAGGUGCUCUCCUGAUGCAAGCGCCCCGUACCCCGAACCGCACCAUGAACUUCACCAAGGGAGACUCAGGAGAAGCCACCCACCACCCGAGGGAGACCACCAACAUGAGGACCCAGACCGUCUCCUCCUAUUUCAGAUACUCUCUGAUGGACCUGCUCUCCAAGAUGGUGUCCGGCCAGCCCCACUUUGUGCGCUGUAUCAAGCCCAACAACGACCGCCAGGCCCACAGGUUUGACCAAGAGAAGGUCGUGGUCCAACUGCGCUACACCGGGGUUCUGGAAACUGCCAAGAUCCGUAGACAGGGCUACUCCCACCGAAUCCUCUUUGCCAAUUUCGUCACGAGGUACAGCAUCCUGGCGUUCCGUGCCAACGAAGAGCCAGCCGCCACUCCAGAGAGCUGCACUGCCAUCCUGGAGAAGGCCAAGCUGGAGAACUGGGCCAUGGGGAAGACUAAGGUGUUCCUCAAAUAUUUCCAUGUUGAACACCUAAACCUGGUGGUCCAGCGGGCCUCGAACCGGAUCGUUCUGGUCCAGGCUUGCGUCCGGGGCUGGCUGGGGGCCAAGAGGUACCAGAGAAUCCUGGCCAAGCGGGAGCAGAGCGCCCUGGUCCUGCAGUCUGCUUACCGAGGAUAUCAAGGUCGCAAGAAGGCUGUGGGCGCCAAAACCCAAGCCCAGCUGGAGGCCUUCAUUACCAAGUUUCAGGCGGUUUGCAGAGGCUACCUGGCAAAGAAGAAGUACAAGGCGCUCAUUGACGAGAAGAAUCUAGCAGCCACCAAGAUCCAGGCCCGGUACCGAGGGCAUCGGGACAGGAAGAGCUUACAACGGAAGAAGGAGGCCAAGGCAAAGGAGCAGGAAGAAGCAUCUCUCAAAGAAAAGGAGGAGGAGGAGCAGCAGAAGGAGGAGACGGCCGCGGAACAGAACGAGGACGCGGCGGGCGAAGAGGAACAGGCCAAAGCCGCCGUGGUCCUCCAGAGUAACUACCGCGGGUACAAAGAGAGGAAGAAGUUCAAGGGGCGCAAUAAGACCGCGGCCGGAGACGGGAUCGCCGGCGAGGGUCAGAGGGAGGGUUCAGCCGCCCUGGAGGUGCUGGCAGAGGGGAACGAUGGUGGCAAAAAGGAGGGGGAGGUAGAGGGCACCGAGGGAGAGACGGAUGGUGCAAAGGGAGCGGAGGAGGAGGAGGACGAGAACACUGUGGAGGCGGAGGACAAUGAGGACAGUGACCACACACAGGUGGCGGAGGAGGAGGAGGACGACGAGGUGAGUACCGUCGUGGGCGAGGAGGAGAUGGGGAAAGAGCAGUCGGCCGUGGAUGAGGAGGUGCCGAAGGAAGACGGGAGCGCUGAAGAGGGAGGUGACGUCAGCGUCGAGGAGGAGACCAAGGCGGCCACUGUCAUUCAGAGUAACUUCAGGGGCCACCGGGAGAGGAAGAGGCUGGAGGAGGAGGGAAAAAUCCCGGCCCGGAAGACAAAAGAGGAGAAGGCCCCGUCCGAAACGGGGGACGCCCCCAGCGAAGACGCAACCAAAGAAGAAGCCUCAACUGCGGCCAAAGAAGAAGAGGCGUCCACUCCAGUAGACGUCUCAGAGGUUGAUGUGCAGUUGGAGGACCCGGACGAGGCCAGGGCAGCAGUGGUCAUCCAGAGCAACUUCCGGGGCCACAAAGAACGCAAGAGGCUGCAGGAAGAAGGGAAACUACCCAAGAAGAACCAGACCUCAAACGGCGUUCCCCCAGCACCGGCAGAAGGGGAGACCACCGCACAGGAAGAGGAACUGCCUCCGCCUCCAGACUUUGCCGCAGAGUUCCAGGGGGGUGAAGACGAAGUGAAGGCCGCCACGGUCAUCCAAAGCAACUUCAGAGGCCAUCGGGAACGCAAGAAGAUGAAGGCAGAGAAAGAGACCAAGGGGCAAGAGGGCCAAGAGGCAGCUCUUUCACAAGGCCCUGAAGGAGAAGGAGUAACAAACGGCGAUAAGGGGGCCCAGCAGGACGCGAUUGACGUUACAGACGUGGAGCUCGAGUGUAAGAAGGAGGAAGACGCCGAGAAGGAGAGGCUGGAGGAGGAGCAGGCAGCCCUGACGAUCCAGAGGACCUACAGGGGGUACCAGGACCGGAAGGCCCAGAAGGCCACAAAGGAGUCUGUGCAGGAAGACGCCAAGGCUUUUGAGGCCUUCUCAAAAAGUGUUAGAAAGGCUUCUCAGGACUUUGCCAGUAUACAGGAGAAACUGAACGAGAUAAUCCUGAACCACCAGUCCACCGCUCAGGACAACGCGCUGUUCGUCAAACCCGGCUCCGCCAACGGCCUAAUCCACAAGAGCUACUCAUCAGUUCUGCCGAAAGGAUCAAGGACCCCCCGUCGAACUCAGCCUCCGAAGACCCUGAACACCCCCGAGGAGUCGACCUACUACAACCAGAUCCACCGGUCCGUGCAGGAUAGCAAGUCUCUUCCCACAAAGGACGGGCCAGAGAAGCUGCUGAAUGAGGAUGAGCCGUACCACCAGGGCCUGACCACCAGCCUGUCCUCCCCCUGCCUCCUCAGCAGCCAGGCCCAGGAGGAGGGCAGCAGCAGCAGCAGCAGCAGCAGCGCCGGCGGGCUGGAGCGGAGGCGCUCCAUGGAGAGGAAACAGUCCAUCAAGCGGAAGGCGGCGUUGGAGAGGAGUGUCUCCAUGGAGCAGGGAGCCGAACUGGACCAGAGGCGGGCCCGCGAACGGGCCGACUCAGAACCAGAACCUCCCACGGAGAACGGAAGGGACAAGAGGGGCUCCGUGAGCAGGAUGCCCUCCAUGGAGAGCAGCGCCGGGGGCAACCCCUUUGACUUCAGACACCUGCUGAGGAAGACCUCGCAGAGACAGCGGCUCAUCAAGCACCACUGA